This is a messenger RNA of Sungouiella intermedia, 5715 nucleotides long. Lineage: Eukaryota; Fungi; Ascomycota; Pichiomycetes; Serinales; Metschnikowiaceae. The record is from the annotation of a GenBank genome assembly.
AUGUCCAGAUUGGACAGACUUGUGGUGCUCUUGGAGACCGGGUCUACGCCGUUUAUCAGGAAUACCGCAGCUGACCAACUCUCUGAGCUAGCCAAGGGACACCCGGAGGAUAUCAUCAGCUUAUUGGGCCGUGUAUACCCGUUUUUAAAGACCGACAAAUGGGAAACCAGAAUUGCCGCAGCCAAGGCCUUUGGAGGCAUUGCCUCACAUGCGCCAUUGUGGGACCCGAACUCAGACGAGGCAAUCGAAAAGGAGAAGCAGCUCCAGGAAAUUGAGGAAGCCAACACCGUGAAAGAAGACGAGCCAGCCAUCAAACUCGAGCAGGACGAAGAGCUCAGAAAACUAGACGAGAAUUUGCUGUCUCUUGUGACUUUUGACUCAUGGAACUUGUACGAGCUUUUAAAGAGCCACAAGAAGCUUCUCGCAUCCGGAGGGGCCGAGUUUGACUCUGUCAAGAAAGGUCCCAGCUCAAGUGCAUUACUCAACCGCAUCAAAAAGCCCAAGAACUUAGUUAAGGCUGAAGACUUUUCCGAUGGCUCCCCAGAGGGAGAUACUAUUGUCAAAAAGGAAGAAGAGCCCUCCAUGUCGCCGUCGCCAGAGGUUUCUGCCAAGUCUGCAGCCUCCAACGCAAGAUUGAAGGCCAUGCAACGACGUAGAGCAAAGGUCAACUCCAAAUCGACAGCCAACAAGAUUGUUCCGGUCGAUUUAUCGCAGUCUUCCAUCUCUAGAAAAUUGGUUGAGAACGGUGAAGUUGAUUCCUCUAAACAGAAAGACUCACCUCAGUUUGAUUUAACUUCUCAGCAAGGCGGCUCCAAAUUGGUCAUGGAGACAAAGGCUCCCGAGCUCUCACCAUUAAUUUCACAACAUGCAAAAGUUGCAGGUCUCGUGUGGCAGUUUCAAGGCGUAUACGAAUUGCUUCUCAACGAUUUGUUCGAUGAAAGGUGGGAGGUCAGACAUGGUUCUGCUUUGGGUUUGAGAGAGCUCAUCAAAAUCCAUGGAAAGGGCGCGGGACGAGUCAUGAAUAAACCCAAGAGUGAAAAUGAUGCAAACAAUGCUGCCACCUUGGAAGAUUUGGCAGUCAGACUUUGCACUUUGUUUGCUUUGGAUAGAUUUGCUGACUACGUCAACGAUACGGUGGUUGCACCUGUCAGAGAGUCGGGGGCACAAACCCUUGCUGCAUUAUUGAUUCAUCUCGAUAUCGACACCAUCAUUAAGACAUUUGAUUGCUUAAAGAGUUUGGUUCUUCAAGACCAGAACAAAGAGCUUGACUUGCCUCGUUGCUGGGAAGCAAAGCACGGAGGAAUGCUCGGAAUCCGUUACUUCGUCAGUGUCCGUACUGAUGUUCUCCUUCUGCAUUCAGAGCUUUUGGAUUCCGUGGUUUACAUGGUGCUACAUUGUUUGAAAGAAAGUGAAGAUGAUGUGCAAUCCGUGGCUGCCUUGACUUUGGCACCUAUUGCCAAUGAAUUCGUCAAAACAAAAAGAGAAACAAUUCGCUCUCUUUUGGAAGUGGUUUGGGAUUGUCUAUCCAACUUCGAGGACGAUUUGUCUGCAUCGAUUGGUUCUGUCAUGGAUCUCCUUUCGAAGUUAUGUACUCACAAGGAAGUUAUUGAAAUCAUGCAGUCGGAGGCGACCCAAAAUACCUCCAAUUCGUUUGAGACGCUUGUCCCUAAGCUAUUCCCGUUCUUGAGACACUCAAUCACCAAUGUGAGAAAGGCGACUUUGAAUACCAUCAUGGAAUUCUUAUCUAUCGAUGACCAAUCUACCAAGCUCUGGAUCACAUCCAAAACAUUACGUUUGAUAUUCCAAAAUUUGCUUGUGGAACAAAACCCAGAGGUUUUGGAUAUCUCGCAAACUUUGUUCGAAAAGCUUCUAAAAGAGAUCGAAGAGAAUCCAAACUUGGAGUCGGUAGAGUAUUAUUUUGCUUCACAGUUGGGUUCCUUGCUUACUUUGUUAAUGACUCCUAUUGGAAUUGCUCGUCAUAAUUAUAAGAUGAAUACCAGCUUGAUCAUGAAACCGUCAGCAUCUAAUUUUGACUCUCAUCCAGGAAGGCAUGACCAUUCGGUGGAACCAGAAGCUUUUAGUGAACCCACAACUAAUGGUGAUACAGCAACCAAGCGCGGACGGAAAAGAAAGACAGAGGUGGUUUCUGCUAUUCCUUCUAACGACGAGCUCAAGAUUAAUAUUGAUGCCCCUAUUCAUAAUGGUGACGUUAUGUUUGUCGGUUUUGAUGUUUUUGUUGCCACAAGAACUGCAGCCUCUAGAGCAUUUGGUAAGGCAAUUGCUCAGAUUGGCGCUGGCCCUGCCUUGUCCCCAAUAUUUGAUAGCCUCAGAGUCUACAUGGACUCACCUCAUUCCACCCCAAGAUUAUUCUGUGCUAUCGUCUUGGAAGAAUACGCUAAAGCGUCCCAAGCAAGCUCAAAAGAGAUUCCAGCAGAAGUGGUUGAUAAAUUCACCACGGUGAUGCUUGAUGUUCUUGGAAGCCCCGAGUCACUUCCCUUCUUCAGAGAGUUAGUCCCCACACUCAAGGGAACCAGAACGGCAUGCUUGCAACUUUUCGAGGUCUUCCUCACUAAAGCCCAGAUUUCGCCCAACAAAAUUCCUCAGCUUCCUGUUAUUGUGCAAGGAGAGGCUGAAUCUGGUCCCGGAGCUUUUGGUAUCGAGAGCGCAGAUAAACUCGUCAAUGAAUCUUACUCAAAGUUGGUCAAGACAUUGUCUCCAACUUAUCGUAUUUCAGCUAACCAGGCCCUUGAGGAUUCUAAACACAGAAUCGUUCUUGCUCUUGAUGAAGCCAAGCUCGCAAGCUCUCAAAGAACAACAAGCAUCUUGGCAGCUUAUGCCGCUUCAUUGUUGGCACUUAUUGGAGUUCCUAAGAAGCUCAAUCCAAUUAUUCGUUCUUUGAUGGACAGCAUUAAGAGUGAAGAGGUUGUAUUGUUACAGAAACGGUCCGCUGUCGCCAUUGCUUAUCUAAUUGACGAACUCAGCAAGGUUGGCAAGAAAGGUGCCUCAGAUAAAAUUGUUAAGAAUUUGUGUGCUUUCAUUUGUGUGGAUACAUCUGAAGUCCCCGAAUUUAUUCACCAUGCCAAGGUUCAGGAUGCAAUUCUCUCGUUGAAGAAAGAAGAAGCAAAGACGGACCCAGCAGACAUCGCGGCUCAUGAAAAAGCAGUUCACGAGGCUAAGAUCAAGCGUCACGGUGCUUUGCUUGCCAUGGACGAGAUCAUUGCGACAUAUGGGGACAAAUUUUUUGACGAGCUUCCGAAGUUAAAUGAGAUUCUCUUCAGCCCGCUUAAAUACUUAGAAGAAGCGGGCUCAGAUGUUGUUAUUGACGAUGCACAAAAAGGUCAGAGCAUUAUUGAUGCACUUGGUGUAUUAAGGGCUAUUUUGCCAAAGUUGAGUGCUUCUCUUCGGAGCCAAAUCGCAGACUACUUGCCCCAACUUCUAUUUGGCCUCAAGAACAAGCUCUCUGUCUUCAGAUACUCAGCAGCAAAAUGUUUUGCCACUAUCUCAUCAGUGUUACCAUCUACUGCAUUCCCAUUUUUAGUCAAGAACAUUCUUCCUAUGCUCAAUAAUGCAUUGGAGUUCAGAGAAAGACAAGGUGCAAUAGAAGCUGUCUACCACGUUUCUAGCACAAUGGGUCCAGAUAUUUUGCCAUAUAUUGUUUUCCUUAUUGUGCCUGUUCUUGGUAGAAUGAGCGAUGCCGAUCAAGAUGUCAGAAUUUUAGCAAGUACAACCUUUGCUUCUAUUAUUAAGUUGGUACCUUUAGAAGCCGGUAUCCCAGAUCCACCAGACAUGCCAGAAGACCUUUUGGAAGGCAGAGAUCGUGAGCGUGAUUUUAUUCAACAAAUGAUGGAUCCAACCAAAAUUAAACCCUUUGAGUUGCCUGUUUCCAUCAAGGCAACUUUGAGAAAGUAUCAACAGGAAGGUGUCAACUGGCUUGCAUUUUUGAAUAAGUACCACUUACAUGGGAUUCUUUGCGACGAUAUGGGAUUAGGUAAGACUUUACAGACGAUUUGCAUUGUUGCCUCUGAUCACCAUAUAAGGUCUGAGCGCUUUGCAGAAACUAACUCUGACGAGUUUAGAAAGUUACCUUCUCUCAUCAUUUGUCCUCCAUCUUUGACUGGUCAUUGGGAACAAGAACUCAACCAGUAUUCUCCCUUCUUGAAGGUGGUCGUUUAUGCUGGUGGUCCGUCAGUGCGUGCUGGUAUCCGUCCUCAAAUUCCAGGUGCCGAUGUUGUGGUCACCUCGUAUGAUGUUUGCAGAAAUGAUGUUGACAACUUAACAGAGCAAGCUUAUAAUUACUGUGUUCUUGAUGAAGGACAUAUCAUCAAGAAUUCUGCUUCGAAGCUUACAAAAUCUGUGAAAAGAGUUAACGCAGAGCACCGUCUUAUCUUGUCUGGUACUCCAAUCCAGAACAAUGUUUUGGAAUUGUGGUCCCUUUUCGACUUUUUAAUGCCUGGUUUCUUGGGAACUGAAAAGGUUUUCAUGGAAAAGUUCGCAAAGCCAAUUGCAGCCAGUAGGAACAGCAAAACUUCUUCUAAGGAACAAGAAGCUGGUGCAUUAGCAUUGGAAUCUCUUCAUAGACAAGUUCUUCCUUUUAUGCUUCGUCGUUUGAAGGAAGAUGUGUUAUCUGACUUGCCACCUAAAAUUAUUCAGGAUUACUACUGUGAGUUAUCUGACUUGCAAAAGAAACUCUACAAAGAUUUUACCACUACUCAAAAAGCUAAAGUUAAGGAUGAGCUUGAAAAGGAUGAUCCAAUGGACACAGUUGAAGAAAGUCCCAAGACCCAUAUUUUCCAGGCAUUGCAAUAUAUGAGAAAGCUUUGCAACCAUCCUGCUUUGGUGCUCACACCGGAUCAUCCGAAGGCAAAAGAGGUAGCCGAGUAUUUGGCAAGCAAGAAGUCUGACCUUCGCAGCAUCGAACAUUCUCCUAAGUUGAAGUCGUUGAAGACGCUUUUGCUCGAGUGUGGAAUUGGUGUUGGUGACAGUGAAUACUCAUCAGCAAAGUACAAAGCAAAACAGAAGCAGCAACAGCAACAGCUUGUAACAUCUGAAGGAGUCAUUUCAGAACACAGAGCUCUUAUCUUCUGUCAAUUGAAAGAUAUGCUAGACAUUGUGGAGGAUGAGCUCUUCAAGAAACAAAUGCCAUCCGUUACUUACAUGAGAUUGGAUGGACGAACUGAUCCUCGAAACAGACAAGCUAUUGUGCGAAAGUUCAAUGAAGACCCAUCUAUUGAUGUUCUCUUGUUGACCACUAAAGUUGGAGGAUUAGGACUUAACUUGACGGGAGCCGAUACUGUUAUCUUUGUGGAGCAUGAUUGGAAUCCAAUGAAUGAUUUACAAGCCAUGGACAGAGCACACAGACUUGGUCAAAAGAAGGUUGUUAAUGUCUACAGAUUGAUCACCAAGGCUACAUUGGAGGAGAAGAUUAUGGGCUUGCAGAAGUUCAAGAUGAACAUUGCAUCCACGAUUGUUAACCAACAGAACGCUGGACUCUCGACCAUGGACACGAACCAAUUGCUCGAUUUGUUCGAUGUCGAUGAAGCAGCAUCGAAGAUCGAGAACGGAGGAGCAGAGGAGAAGAAGGACAAAAACGUGCAAGAUGACCUCACUGGAGGACUCAUACCAACAGAUGCCGUUGGCGAAUUGGGUCAACUAUGGGACGAAUCGCAAUACGAAGAUGAAUAUAACCUUGACAACUUCAUCAAGACUCUUAAGUGA